UCGAGGGGGCGGGGCAGUCGACUUGGGGACUUCGCGGCGCCAUGGCGGCAUCCAGGGCCAUGUGGGAGAGCGGCGAUCCCGGGGCCCGCGCCGCGCUGGUGCAGUUCGCCAAUGGAGAACCGGCGAGCGCGGGAGGCAUCGGUCUCUCGGUGUUCACGAGCACGGAGCGGGAGCACCCGCGUAAGAAGCACCGCGCCAUCGUGGUGGCACAAGCGGAGCAUCUGUACUACGUGGGACAGAACUUUGGCGUGAAUACGUCACGGUGCAACAGCCUGUGUAGGUACUACGUGGGCGUGCUGGACAAGGAGGAUGGCAAGAUGAGGGUAUACAACGCGCAGCACUUCAUGAUGCAACCCAAUAUCCAAGGAGAGAAAGAGUACGAGCCAAAGAAGAAAUCAGAAGGCUCGUAUAGAGAUAAGGUUGACGCUUUGAUCGAGGCCUUUGGGAGCCACAAGCAGAAACGUGCGCUCUCAGCGCGUCGCAUGAACCAGGUGGGCGGUGAGAGCCUUCAGAAGGCCGUCUCCACCGUGGCUCAGCAAAUCAUCGAAACCCGUGGCUCCGAGUUCCUGACACGUGAAGUGCAGCGGGUGGAGGCAUUCGAGCAAUCGACCUACCUUCCACCGUGCAACCCCAAAGCCACCUCUCCGGACGAGGCCUACAAACUCAACGACAUCAUCACAGAGAUGGAACUUGAGGCAGCGGAGGAAGCGAGCUCCAAAUACUUGGAGCUAAUGAAGUCUGGCACGAAAUCCGUCACACAAGACACCACGUUGAGUGCACUUGCCAUCGGGGCGAUACGAGUCACGCCUAAUGAUGCCUCUAUCCGCAAAUUACGGGCUGGACUCGUGUGGUACCUGGACACCUUGGUCCACUUGUUCCAGCUGAAGAAGAAGAAGUUCUCCUCCAGAGAUACUCUGGGUGACCACAUGCCGCCUCUGCUGAGGACCAAGAUCCUUGAGUGCUUCACAACGGUCUCCUUCGACAAUGGCAGGGUGCAGAAUGCCAUGACCCCAGCGCUACGGGACAAGAUCAUUGCGUACGUGCUGGUGCUGGCGCUGCACCUGAACUCGUUCUCAAUCAACCUCUCGCUACUGCAGAAGGACUUCAAGGUCAGCGAGAAAAAGAUCCUGGAGGUGGCGCGUGCUCUGGGAUUGAAGAUCAAACAAACCCGAGCGACGAGCUCCACCACGGAACACAAGUCCCGCAUAGCUGAGUUGGCUGUACCCCUCACCAUGCCCGUUGCCUCUCACGAGCGCAAGCGCAAAAGAUAGGAACCCACCUGCCCGGUGUCACCGACGCAUCACACAUGCAUGCAUGAGCGCUAGCUCUGCACAGAGGGGGAAACCAAGCGAUGGCUUAAUCCGAUCCUCCAGUGCAUCAAUUCAACUCUGGGAGGAGACUGGGUUCGGCAGCGUGAGACACUCACGAGAGACUUGGGUAGUACGACCUGUUCGCAGAGGGCAGGAGCAAGGAGUAUGGUUCGAGACUUCACUGUAACGUUAUUUUUUUUCUAAUAAAGUUUUGAAUUUGCA
Messenger RNA from Petromyzon marinus (sea lamprey), 1532 nucleotides. RefSeq names its product RNA polymerase I subunit E (gene POLR1E). Gene Ontology annotation, biological process: DNA-templated transcription. The record is from RefSeq and is a predicted model, not a curated record. Lineage: Eukaryota; Metazoa; Chordata; Hyperoartia; Petromyzontiformes; Petromyzontidae. Gene Ontology annotation, molecular function: DNA binding.